ACUCCGCCUAAACUGGAAACCUUGUUAACAAUCUUCGAAAUGGACUUCUCAUCCCAAUGUCGUAUGCGUGGUAAGGAGUUUGAAUGACGAGUCAAGUUAUGCAUAUUCACGUGCUCUAGGUAAAAUAUCUACAAAAUAAGAGAGUAAUGUCCAAUUUGAUAGUCUGAAAAUGUAAACAUUACGAUAUUUUGACUAACAAAAUUUACUUAAAAAAAUAGAACUCACAUACCUAAAGUAAUAAAACACAACCAGUCACGUGUUGAUCUCUUGAUGCUCCAUCCGAUUUGUUUUGAUAAUCUUUUAUACCCUCUAAAAGACCAUCAUAGACGAACUUCGCCCAAUUCAAGUUCCCCGCAACGUUAACAUUGGCCAAUAUUUUCAAAUAAUUGUUGGGAACAUGAACGGCAGUUGAUGGUCUCAAUAGUCUACACAUUAAAUAUAAAAUAAAUUUUCCCCUAAACUCUUCACCGAUCGUGAGAUCGUUUAACAUAUCUGUUUUCAAUCUGGAACAUUUUAUUUGUCCAGUACCCAAAUUAAACUUUACCCUCACUUCAUCAUCCUCGCCAAGUUGGGUUUCCACAUUCAUGCCCCCAGCAUGUAAACCCAAUAUGGUGACAACAUCAUUAACACUUAGGGUAAGACGAUUACCAUGCACACUUAGUUGACUAGUAGUCACAUUAAACCUCAUCAUAAGGUCCUCAAGAAGUUGCAUCUUCAAUUUAUGCUUUUUCAGAUGCAAGAGCCUUCCAAAUCCCAUAUCUAGAAUGACCUUUUUAUCAUCAGAUAAACUUUCUACGAGUCCACAAAAUUCUUGUACGCCACAACGACUGCUCAAAUAUACCUACAUUAUUUGAAUUAUGAAAAAGUGAAUUGUUAUUAUAUAGACAAAUAUAUAGGGCAUAUCUCAACGUGUAGAACCAAAACUAAAUACCUUUUUUGUUGAAGCAUCCAUAGCAUCAAUCUUAUCAUUGUCGGCUUCUUCAUUUAAACGUGUAGACCCAUCUUCUUGCUUCUCCUAAACAUCGUGAAUUUAAAUUUAUUACAACUUCAUCUGGGACAAAUGCAUCAUAUAAACUCAAUAAAUAAUUAACAAAUUCAUAAGCUUAAUACCAUUUUCUUUCUUGUUUGUUUUUCACCGUCAACCUGUGAAGAAAUACCUUCACCCAUCAUACUCAUUUGUAAGCUAUAUUGAGUAGAACGAAUAUCAAUUAAAACAUACUUUAAAGCUUAACGUAAAAAGAACAUAACACUUAAUGGACAACAGUCAACAAAGCUCUCUUCAUCGAGAACUCCACGCUUGUUGUCUUUCUUUUCACUGGAAUGAUGCACCUAAUGGAUCACGAGAAGGUCAGCGAAUACCUUAUACAGUUGAUGGAGACGGAAGGACUCAAUGUUCAGUUAUACCUACAUAACUUCCUUUUAUUUUCCACCAUAUCAUAAUUUGAAUCUUAAGAGGAGUCUAAGCAAGCAAGGUGAUCAAAAACUGAACCAAAGUAAAGAUCAGCUUCCCAAACCACAUUCUGUUCCAACUCCCACGCAAAUGCCAACCAUUAAAAGUGUGAAGAAUCACACAUAACAGAAAGCCACGACAUUUUGUAUCAAAGAAUGGAAAGAGUCUUCCGUUCGCUGUGUCCGUGACCGUGAGUUCGGAUAUUUUGAUAAGCAAUCUACUACAACAGGUAACCCACAGCUAUUUCCAGUGCUACCUGAAGCACACACUUAAACCGAUCAAGGAAGUAACCUAAAAAUGCAACCUUUAGAGCUGGGUCACAAUGAUUCUUCCUGUGCAAUUUGUCUCUAUGCGCAUGAACUCAUUCGUCAAAGAUCAUUCUGAUGUAAUGUCCGAGCUCAUCAUGCGAAAGCAAUUUAAGUAUUUAACGGUCAAAGUUCAAUCCUUUAUUAACGUUUUCCAAGUUCCAAUAUUCAAAGUCUCCAAAACACAGACCAUCCAAGAUAAAGAAAAAGACAGAAAGGACAAAAACCAUUAUAUCAACUUCAAAGCCUUCAAACUAAUCGCCACCUUCAGCUCGUCUCAACACAGCUCCACGAACACCCCUCCGCCGUCUAUAGUCGCCGAAGUCUGUGAUAGUCGCACGGGUUCCCCUGCCGCAGCGAGAAGUGUGAGGAGAUCGUCGAUUACAAAAAGCAAUUGAAGGAGAAGGACAAACAACUGGGGAACUGAAGACUCAAUUGAUAUCGAAGGAGCUUAGAUCUGGAGUUGGCGAAGAGGGAUCUGGAGAAGUACCGCAACUGGUGCUGCGAUUUCAGAUAGGAGUACCGCGACGCGAUUUUAGCUUCCGAGGCGCCGGCGAAGACCCGGCAGAGGCGGGUGAAGGCUGCGAGGCCGAGUUCGUGUCCCUGUCUCCGCCGACGGUAGCGAUCGGUUCCGUGCGGUGUCGGGUCCGUCGUUGAAGGAGGAGGCGGUGGGUGCUGCUGGCGGCUGACGGAACAGAGAGAUCCCGCAAGUCGGCGGAUAAGCAAUAUGAGGAUUGGGAAAAUCUAAUUUUAAUGCAUAAACAAUUUGACCGACUCCUAAUUGGCAUGGAAAACCUAGCUUUCAAACCGACGAUCUCUUCCCUUAGAAAUCCGGCUACAUUUUCGGCGGCCAGGCGUAACCGGUACAACCGGUUUCCCAUCUGCGCGUGUGUUUUUUUUUUUUAAGCAUCAAUGGUUGUAAUGGCCUGUUGUCAAUUUUAAUGGCUCAGAUUUGUGGAAAAACAAAAGCAAGUCACCUAACUUAAAAAAAGUACAAGGUACUGUAGGAGGUCCCUGUGUUUUAUGUUCAUGAAAAUCUAACUACAACUAAUUGCCCACUGCCAAUGAAGGUUCAUUCGUUUAAAGAUCAGGCCACUGCACUUGUUGCAAAUAGGGCUGUUAUUGAGUCGAGCCGAGCCGAGCUUUGCCAUAGUUCGGGCUCGGUUCGUUAAUAAAUUUUCAAGCUCGAGGUUGGAUCAUGUUCGUCACGAGCUUUAAUAUGAAAGUUCGAGCACGGCUCGUUUACGAAAAUGGAAGUUCGAGCUCGGCUCGUCAAAUAAGGUUAACGAGUCUAAAAUCGAGUUUAGCUUAUCAAAUAUUCAUAAUACGUCAAGAUCGAUCUAAAACUGGGCACAAAAUUACAUUCAAACCUCUAGCAAAAUAAAACACAACAUUUUCCCCAAUUUCAAUACAUAAAAUCCAUGAAUUCUAAUUCCUUUCUUAUGCCAAAACGUUAAACGAGCCUCUUCGCGAGCUUUCGAGCUGAACAUGGUAUGGCUCGAGUUCGGCUCGUUUAGUUAACGAGCUUGUUCGCGAGCCGGCUUAAAUAAGACGAAUCGAGUUUCGAACGAGUUCUUCUCGAGUCGGACGCCGAGCCGUUCAUGAGCGGCUUGGUUCAUUAACAGCCAUAGUUUGCAAAUGUCAAAUAAAUAGCAAUUAGUUUCUCACCUCUAACCUCUCCAAUGGAGGUUACUGACACUUGCACUUGUACGUUGGACUAAUGGCUUCCACAACAAGAGGAUAGAUAGGUCGAUAGAUAGUAGCAGUAGAGUGGAGUAAUGGUGAAUCGGGAGUUGGGGGUUUGUCCGUACAGGAACAGCAGUGGGGAUUUGGGCCUCGGUAAUCGGUAUAAUAGGAUUGUGUGAGUGAAAGAAAGAAAAGCAAUCAAUUUUAAUUUGGGCCUCCGAAGCAAAGCAAGAGAUUGAUCUGGGCGGUGGACAUUGAUUCAGAGAGUAGUGGGCCCAUGACCCAGGACUGGACUCCUGCAGGUGACGUUAUCUCCAGUUUAGCAUCCCUGACCUUACUUCAGCUUGCCUUCUGCAGUCUGCCCUGGUGUUCUAUCCAAUGUGGGAAAAAGCCUUUUGUUUUCUGCAGAUGAAAAUUUCAGAGACCACUGUAAAAAAUUAAAUUGAAAGACUUCGGUCUUCACUCCUCUCUCUCUCUCUAGGGAUUUUUGGACUGUACGGGGUGAAAUCAUAUUUUACUGAACAAGAGUAUGCAUGUUUAUCGGCAAGCCCUACCCAUUUUAGUGAGAGGUGCUUGCCCCAACCCCGUUGUGACUCGCGCUGCUAAGUUAGUCGGAGAAUCUGAUUAGGGUGCUUACAACACUAUUUACAAAGAUCGUUCUCCGCUCUUAUAACAAUGCUCACGAUUGUCCGGCUGAUUGUUGGGCGUGUGGUGAACGUUGGAUGAACCCAAUGACACAUUUGCAAAUAAUAAUGCCACACAUUCACCCAGUAAAAAUAGAACGUGCCUAAGACUUAAUCGGACAGUUGAAUAACUUAAGAACGUCUUUACAGAUGGCGUUGUAAGUACCCGAAUCACAUGGGCUAAUCUGGUAUCACUUUCAAUAUUCAACCUGUUGUUUACAUGGGAUAGUUGAUAGUACUAUGCUAGCUUGCACUUCUCUUCAAAAGAUUUAAAGCUUAUCCUGGAGAAAAUACUUAUCCCCCCACUGUUUGAGAAAAAAAGAGUUCCAAUUAAGUUGAGGGUUGGCCAGAAAAACAAGUAAAGGAAAGGGGCAAAUGGACAAAAUGGGUAAAUGGGAUUUGACAAGCAUCUGAUCUGAUCUGAUCUGUUCUAUGCUAUCAGCUAUCACCUAUUAUUAAUUGUAUUAAAAUAAUUUUACAACAGUAAUGGUAGUGGUGAUGAUCUGAUGGGUAGCUACUAGUUUUCUCAUGUGCUAUCAGAUUCAAAGGAUUUACUCGAUGUGAUGUAGUGAGUGGACUUCUGUUGUGACAGGAAUUUAACUUCAUUUAGACACCCCAAAAUAAUUACAUUUCUUCAGCAAACCAUAAAUAAAUACAUAUAUAUUAUAAUUGGCGUACUUUCGUUUAUGCUAGCAAAGAGUGAAGCAUCUCACAUUCUAGGUUAGUUUAUCAAAGAGGAAAGAGCGUGAGAAGGCUGAAAAAGAUAAACUGCAAUCGCAUUUCAUCGAUUGAAUCUAGAUAUUGAGAGAUGGAUAUAUAACUAUUAGUCGUCUUUCUAUCACUUGUUCUUUUAAUAUCGCAAUAAAAAACAUUAUAAUUUUAGGAAAAAAGAUGGAGAAAGCAGAAAUGCCUCACAGUUACAAAUUACCUAGAGCUCCACCUUUAAUUAAAAUUGAUGCAAUACAAAAUAAGGUGUUGGUAUUGUAUUUAGUCAUUUACUUUAGUGUACACGAUAUAGUAAUAAGUAGGGGUAAUUGAUCAAAAUGGUCACAGAGGUUUGAUCAAGUAACAAAAUGGUCACAAACGU
This is a messenger RNA of Linum trigynum, 5211 nucleotides long. The record is from the annotation of a GenBank genome assembly. NCBI's taxonomy places the organism in Eukaryota, Viridiplantae, Streptophyta, Magnoliopsida, Malpighiales, Linaceae.